CCGCUGACAACAGACCCGGCACAGAUUAAUCCACCCCGGCCACAACCAACCUUGCGCUCAACUGGACCCAAGAGAAAGCGAGGCAGGCCAAAAAAGCCUGUUCCACUGGUGGUGCACAAAAGUCAAAGGGUGCUCCACGCCUCUCGUCAGUCGAAGAAGAGGAACACACCACCACCCGCUGUAAUCAACCUUUGUACACCUUCCCCGCCUCCCACCACAAAGGCGAGGCCCGCAAAGAAAGGGCCGCGGUGGGCCACAAUUAACGGGCAGGCGACGCCAGGACCGUCGCGUCAUGCUCAUGUGUCGUCACCAGAGAUCACUUGGUUCAACCAGCGCCCACCUCCGCUCCAGAGUCCGGUACCCGCUGUUAAAGGCGAGUGCAGCAGCAGCAGCCGCCGCCGGCCUUUCAUGACUCCCGAUUCCCCCAGUGUCGGAGGCGAUAGCAGCAGCCGUGAAAGCAGCCUUAUCCAGAUAGCUUCGAGGGCGUCAACGGCCGAUCGUUUGUCCCGGCAACAAUCACGGCAGCGUCGGCGCGCCAGCAUUCUAAAGGGCACCCAUACGCAUUUCGAGUCGAGAGAUGAGAAGGACGACAACGACGACAGUCUAGAAGAUGAGGACGAGGACGAGGACGAGGACGAGGAAAGCGAUGAGGAAGGAGACGGGACUAGAAUUGACGAGGAGGAGGAUCAAACUGAGCCAUGGUUCCUCAAUCGACCCCCUUCCAGGAACCGCCGGUUCACCAGUCUCACCCAGGAAGAGUCGACAGGUGAAGAUGGCGAGAGAUCGUACAUGGCCGCUAGAUCUCUUCCAUCGAGGCUCGGCAGCCCCAGAUCCGAUGAGUCUUUUAGUCGCACAGAGGCGUCUCCUUCGGCAUCGAAGCGCAAGCGCGACACAUGGUCCACGAUUGACUUGAGCUCCGCAACUGGAAACAUGCACGGCGCGGCACCUCCUCCAUGCAAGAGACGCGUGCUGGACAAGGCCAGUGGAAAUAGCCCGAGGCAUGCCUAUCGCCACGGUCGGAAGCGCCGUCGGCAGGGUGAAUACUUGACGCCAAGGACACCGGUUGCGGAUCAGAACGGCUUCGGGCGUGACUCUCCCAGCCAGGACUGGGACUACUAUAGCCGGCGACAGUCGCCCCUCCCGAGUCACGACGGGUAUGAAGGUCCUCGUCCCGCCUCUUCGGACGCCGUCACUGACGAUGCAAACGCUCCGGGCUUCAGCCUCGCCCCUCCGAUUCCCCCCCGUCUCUCAUUGGGAUUUGACCCGGCGCUGAUCUCCGAGUCGCUGCAUAAGUUUCUUAAAGAUGCGGAGAGUGCCUCCAAGCAACCCCCCGAACGCUCGCUCAACAACGCGGCCCCAAGCACAUCGCAAGCCCAGCGGCCUCUCCCCCCACAGCCCGAGAAGCCGAGCCUCGUCUUCGACCCUCCCAAAACUCAACCUGACGCGCUCCACCACAAGCCUCCUCCGCUACCCAAAAACACGACGCGUCGCAUCAGCAAAAGUCGAGCCUUUGAACCACCUGAGCAUGCCCAAGCCGCGGGUGUCUCUGCUCCACGCUGCGCCCUGUCGACGAGCAUCUCCGCUGCACCGACUCCAGGCGCCCCGGCCGCCUCACACUACGCGGCCGAUCCCCCUUCUCCUCGCCUCUCGGUAAAGGAGGAGAUGCUGUCGGCAUCGACGCAGACGGACUCGACAGCGAACCUUCACCGCCACGCCGCCAGGCCCAGCACUUCCCCCUCAGAUGGCAGCUCGCGCAAGCCCUGCGUCCAUCACGUCCACAGUCCCUGUUCAGUUUGCACAUGCGCCACGUCCAACCUCAUUGUUAGUCUCCUGCACUGGGCGCACAGCGCAGAGUGGUUCUCGUGCGAGUGUGAGAAGUAGCUUCCGUUGCGUCGGUCUCGUCCCAGCCGGAGAAGAAUGCAUAUCCUGUGAAGUCUUGG
Molecule: messenger RNA, 1940 nt
Organism: Cutaneotrichosporon oleaginosum
Lineage: Eukaryota; Fungi; Basidiomycota; Tremellomycetes; Trichosporonales; Trichosporonaceae
Source: RefSeq, a predicted model, not a curated record